Messenger RNA from Paramecium octaurelia, 889 nucleotides. The record is from the annotation of a GenBank genome assembly. Lineage: Eukaryota; Ciliophora; Oligohymenophorea; Peniculida; Parameciidae.
UAACAAUUUGACACUAUAUCCUAAAUGCUCCGACUUGUUCUCCUCCAAGGAUUCCAGCAAGAUCUAAAACUCUAUUUUGGUAAUGAUCUAGACAAACUUCCUGAACAGGAAUUACUUAUCUAGAGAGUGCUCCAACAUUAUUUAUUGGGGAAAACCUCCCCUAUAAAGAAUAAAUUUAAUAAGAUGCUCAAUCUAUAUUAUUAAUAGAUCCAGUAUGAUGAACUAAAUCAAUCAAAUGUACCUGAAAAAGGGACAGUUUUGGAGUAAAAUGAUUUUGAAAUUGAUCAAGCUUUGUUACCCAUCCAAGGAGGAGAGAUUGUCAAUAUCUCUAAUGACAGGUACUACUAAAAGUUAUUCUUUAGUUUUUUGGAGUCAUCAGGAGGAUCUGUAAAGCCAGCAUAACAGCAGACAAUUAUUCAAAUUGAUAAUAUCAUUGAAAAUGCAGAAAAGCAAUUUAAGCAUCUUCCUUAUGCCACAACCUUUGAAAUCCUCAGUCAAAUGAUAAAAACCACUAAACCUUGGAAGAAAUUUCUUCUUAUAGAAAAAUUUGACAAUUUAAUUAUUAAGACACUUUUAACUAAUAGGGAUUAGAGUUAAUUGUAAAGUAUGCAAGACAUCCUCUUUGCUGAAGAUUCCAGAUCAGAUAUCUACUUAUAUAUCUUGUAAAAUUAUUAAAUUUAAUGAUAUAGUCAUUCAUAUGGAUAAUAAUUCAAAGUAGAUUUCAAAGAGCAUCUAUUGAAUGCUUUAAAAUUGAUGUGGGAAUUUGAUGGAUUACUCGGAAGUGAUAUCAAAUAUAUCUAUUGUCCUUGUUUCCUUAGAUUUACAAAUGUGCUGGAAAUGUAUUUGAAAAGUGUUAGUGUAUGAUAUUUCUAUGUGACAGUAAUUCACC